This is a messenger RNA of Baudoinia panamericana UAMH 10762, 2317 nucleotides long. RefSeq lists its product as uncharacterized. Gene Ontology annotation, biological process: sphingosine biosynthetic process; long-chain fatty acid biosynthetic process; ceramide catabolic process. Gene Ontology annotation, cellular component: extracellular region. Gene Ontology annotation, molecular function: N-acylsphingosine amidohydrolase activity. NCBI's taxonomy places the organism in Eukaryota, Fungi, Ascomycota, Dothideomycetes, Mycosphaerellales, Teratosphaeriaceae. The transcript has 2 exons. The coding region runs from base 64 to 2109 and encodes 681 amino acids. The record is from RefSeq and is a predicted model, not a curated record.
GCGGACUAUCUGAUUGGCGUGGGCAAGGCAGACAUCACCGGGCCUGUUGUUGAGAUCAACUUCAUGGGCUAUGCCAACGCAAGCCAACUUGGAUCCGGUGUUCGCCAGAGGCUAUACUCGCGUGCAUUCAUCGUCGCGGAUCUUGACAAGCCGGAAGAUCGCUUCGUUUACCUUGUGCUUGACACACAGUCUGGCGACACAGCUAUUCGUAAUGGGACGCUGGAAGCUUUGAGAGCACUUGGUGGCGAGUACGCCGUCUAUGGGAAUCAAAACAUCGCCUUAACAGGCACGCACUCGCACUCCGGGCCAGGAGCCUGGUUGAACUACCUGCUGCCCCAAAUCACGAGCAAAGGCUUCCACAAGCCAUCGUACCAAGCCAUCGUCGACGGAACAGUCGCGUCGAUCGUUCAAGCGCAUAAGAGUCUCGCACCAGGGCGGUUGGCCGUUGGGCACGUCAAUGUGACCGAUGCGAACGUCAAUCGCAGCCCCUACGCUUACCUUGCCAACCCUGCGGAGGAGAGGGCUCGUUAUGACCAUGAUGUCGACAAGACCAUGACUGCCCUUCGCUUCAUCAACGCCAGGAGCAAUGACGACAUUGGUAUGCUCACCUGGUUCCCAGUCCACGGCACAAGCAUGUACGGCAACAACAGCAUUGUUACAGGCGACAAUAAAGGCGUUGCAGCCUGGCUCUUCGAAAAGUCCACCAACGAUCCCAACUUCGUGGCCGGCUUCAGUCAAGCCAAUGUCGGUGACACAAGCCCGAAUAUUCAUGGGGCCUAUUGUGAGUACGGCGCCUACGCGGGCGAGACGUGCAACUUCAAGACAUCGCUAUGCGGCAAUGCAAGCCAGCCGUGUCACGGACGGGGGCCGCAUUGGGGCUUACACGAUGGAGGUGCCGCCAGUACCUACGAAAUUGGUCGACGACAGUAUCAAGCAGCUGCGGAUCUCCUCUCGGACAGCGAUGCCUGGACACCCGUCACCGGCAGCGUGGUGAAAAGCGUACAUCAUUUCGUAGACUUAAGCAGCUAUCACUUCGCCUUACCAAAUGGCGCGGCGGUGCGAACCUGUCCCGCAGCGUUAGGUUACUCCUUCGCAGCCGGCACAUCCGAUGGCCCUGGCGCUUUUGACUUCAAGCAGGCACAACCUAACGACCCUCAUGCCAACCCUCUUUGGGCGUACGUAGGCGGUCUCGUCCACAGCCCGAACGACACGCAGAAAGUCUGUCACGGCGACAAAGUCAUUCUACUUGAUGUGGGCGAAAGUCACAGGCCAUACGAGUGGACCCCCAAUAUAGUCGACAUCCAGCUUCUUCGUGUCGGACCGCUGUUUAUCAUUGUGAGUCCAGGCGAGGCGACGACUAUGGCUGGGCGGCGAUGGAAGGAAGCUAUCCACGAGUCUGCUGCGCUCAUACUUGCAGACGAGGCUAUAGCAGGAAGAAUUGAUGCCGACGUAGCGCAAGAGCCGAUUGUUGUCCUCGGCGGCCCCGCGAAUACCUACACGCAUUACAUCAGCACGCCGGAAGAGUACGCCGUGCAGCGGUACGAAGGGGCUUCAACCCUUUACGGCCCUUGGACGUUGGAUGCCUUCGUCAACCUCAGCUUGACGUACCUCCCCCUGCUUUCCUCCUCUGCUGCCUCACAGCUCCCAAACUCCGAGCUCGGGCCACGGCCACCCAUCCAAGUCAACGACUCCUUGUCAUUCAUCACCCCCGUCGUAGUUGACCGCGCACCUUUCUUCAAGAAGUUUGGCGGCAUUAUAAGGAACGUCAAGCCUACGUACCGCGUGGGCGAGACUGUCUCGGCAACCUUCGUUGGCGCAAACCCGAGGAACAAUCUUCGCCUCGGUGGCACAUUCGCUGAAGUUGAGCAAUAUGACCUGUCCACGAGAAGGUGGCGGCGGUUACGAGAUGACAGUGACUGGAGCCUGCUGUAUGAGUGGAAGCGCACGAGCGAGGUGACCGGCACAAGCGAGGUAACGAUAUCCUGGGAGACGAAAGGCAAGCCUAACUUUCGUGGGUCGUACAGGUUACGGUACUAUGGAGAUGCCAAGGCGUUGGGUGGAAGUAUCAACCCUUUCGAGGGUGUAAGUGGAUCGUUCCGGAUAGUGUAGGUCUGCAUAGCGCGGCGAUGGGAUUGUACAAUAUGGUGUGAUGACGACCUUGCUGAAAUUAAGUCAAGUUUAUGUGGUGCCCAACUAUCGAACUGUUCUGCUGUAACUAUAUGCUCGGUAGCCGUCGCUCUCUCCUGGUGCCUUCAAGCUCGAAGCUCGUGAUCGCACCGUCGCGGACUUCGACCUUGUCCGCAUCAAUGUCGAUGUG